GGCGGAGACAAAAGGGAGCGGAGCCGAGGCGAGGCGAGGAGCGGCUGCUUUGCAUCCCUUCCCGUCAGCCCCGCUCCUCGCUUCCUGCCGCCGGGAGCGGCCCGGAACUGGGACCCGCCGGCCGCGCGCCCAGGCCAUGACAGCCUAGCCGUGGGGUGAGAGAUGGAACGCUUCACCGACUCUGGAACUCAAACGGAUGCGGUGGUGGUGCUGUCCCUGGCACAGGCCGCUGUCUUGGGCUUGGUGUCCGAGAACGAGCUCUUCGGCGCAACCAUCAGCCCCGGAGGCUUCUUCCCAGGACUAGGAAAUGAGCUUGCAGACGCUGCCACGGUGGAACCAGAGGGCCCGGAAAGCGCUUACAGGCUGGAGAAGGAAGGCUGCGUCCCAGCCGAGGCACCGGAGGAGGAGGGGCUGGAGGCAGAGACUCCAUUUGAAAAACACGCCCGGAGGAGGAAGCGGCCCCCAGUGAGGCUGGUGCCCAAGGUCAAGUAUGAGAACCCUGCGGGUGCGGAGGAGGAGGUGGUGUACGAAGUGCCCGUCCCUGGCGACAACAAGGAGGAGACGCAGAGCAGCCACCCGCCCAGCCUCGAGGAGUCCGGCUGUGAGAAGACCGUGCAGAGCAGUGCCAUGAAGAUGAUUGACCUCAGUGCUUUUGGCAGGAAGCCCCGGCGCCUGCGGCAUCUGCGCAGACACGUGCGGCAGGAGGUGGGCCUGGGGAGCUACGAGCACAGGUGUCCGGACCCCGUCCAGGUCGGUUACGCUGAGGCCAGCAUGGGCGGGGCUCCGGCAAGCACGGGGCCAGAGGCCCUCGGAAGCGAGUGCAGCUUUGAGGCGAACGCUGCGUCUCUGGAGGGGCCCAUGCCGGAGUCGCCAGAGCAGGGGAAGAGCGAGCAGGGCUUUGCGUGGCAGGAGCCAGCGGAUUUUGAUGCAGACACAGCUGGAGUCAACACUGAGCGCAACAAAAAGGCCCAGCUGGACCGGCUGGACAUCAACGUGCAGAUCGAUGACUCCUACUUGGUGGAGGCGGGCGACCGCCAGAAGCGCUGGCAGUGCCGCAUGUGUGAGAAAUCCUACACCUCCAAGUACAACCUGGUGACGCACAUCCUGGGCCAUAACGGCAUCAAGCCCCACUCGUGCCCGCACUGCAGCAAGCUCUUCAAGCAGCCCAGCCACCUGCAGACGCACCUCCUGACGCACCAGGGCACGCGGCCACACAAGUGCGAGGUGUGCAGCAAAGCCUUCACGCAGACCAGCCACCUGAAGAGGCACAUGCUGCUGCACAGCGACAUCAAGCCCUACAGCUGCCACUUCUGCGGGCGUGGCUUCGCCUACCCCAGCGAGCUGAAGGCCCACGAGGUGAAACACGAGAACGGGCGCUGCCACGUGUGCGUGGAGUGUGGGCUGGACUUCUCCACGCUGACGCAGCUCAAGCGGCACCUCUCCACGCACCAGGGGCCCACGCUCUACCAGUGCCUGGAGUGCAGCAAGUCCUUCCACUACCGCAGCCAGCUGCAGAACCACAUGCUGAAGCACCAGAACGUCCGGCCCUUCGUCUGCACCGAGUGCGGCAUGGAAUUCAGCCAGAUCCACCACCUCAAGCAGCACUCGCUCACGCACAAGGGUGUGAAAGAAUUCAAGUGUGAGGUGUGUGGGCGUGAGUUCACCCUGCAGGCCAACAUGAAGCGGCACAUGCUCAUACACACCAGCGUCCGUCCGUACCAGUGUCACAUCUGCUUCAAGACCUUCGUGCAGAAGCAGACCCUCAAGACCCAUAUGAUCGUGCACUCGCCGGUGAAGCCAUUCAAAUGCAAGGUUUGUGGGAAGUCCUUCAACCGCAUGUACAACCUGCUGGGACACAUGCACCUGCACGCAGGGAGCAAACCCUUCAAAUGCCCCUACUGCUCCAGCAAGUUCAACCUGAAAGGCAACCUGAGCCGGCACAUGAAGGUCAAACACGGGGUCAUGGACAUCAGCCUGGAUAGCCAAGAUCCCAUGAUGGAACUGACCGGGGCAGAGCAGACGGAGCUGGAUGCCCAGCAGGAAAUGGAGGAGUACGACGAGGAGAACGCCUAUGACUAUGCAGGGGUGGGCAACCCCCCGGACGAGAAUGCCCUGACGGAGCAGGCCAUGAAGGAAAUGGCCUAUUACAACAUGUUGUAGCUGAGAGACGGGGGCCAGGCCCAGCCAGGUGCAGGGUCACCAGAGGGAGUGACAUGGGGAAAACAAGCUCCUGUCCCCCGUUGCAGCAUCCACAACCAAAAGCCAGGCUCAGCGGGGCCUGCCCCAUGGCACUUGGCUGAGCCCAGGGAAGCUGACACUCCAUGGUGAAGGAGGACACGGGGGUGGCUCUGAGCCCUGGCCAUGCCAGGCCGGAGCUGGGCUGCAGGAGGCGGUAGCCUUCAGCCACCAGCCCCCAGAGGUGACAUACUGAGCCCCUGGCUCCUGAGGCCGUCCAGGCUGGAGUGAGCCUGCAGGCCUCUCACCUGGGUCACCCUCUCUCAGGGCCCUUUCUUGCGCCCCCCCUUGCCCGGGGGAAGAGCCGAGAGCCCUGUGUUCAUUCCUGCCUGCGGUCUCGGCCGUGCAGGGUGAGCAUAGUGCUCAGGCUGGGGCUCCUGGGCUCUGCCCCGGGGUGCACCAGAAGAGAGGCUCUCUGGCCCCCAUGCUUGAAGCCCCAGGAAAGACGUGGUCCAGAACCUGCUGAGCAUUAAUUAUAUUCUACCUCCUCCCUAGUCUGCUGUGGUGGGGACUGCAGCCCAAUCCUACCUAGGAGACACUUGGACUCACCCCACAGCCAAUCCCACUUUAUCCCCCCCUCUGGGCUCCGCAGCCGCCCCCCACCCCACGAAGCAGCCAUGCACAGGGGGCUCUCGCUCUCCUCCCUCGGCCCACCCUGGGGCCAGGAACGCUUGCUCUGGCAUCACCCGGCAGAGGUGCUGCUGCAAAGCAGAGCUGGGGCCGGCCCUGUACACAUAGAAUAUUUUCUUACCGACCCCUGGGGGAGGCUGGGGGCUGGGCACUGUGUUUAAAGGACAGACCUGUACAAAGCUGAGAAAUGGUGGUAUUUUGAAAGUAAUUUAUUUUUUUCAGGUGCGCUGAGCGGUUAAAGGAUAAAUCCAACCAC
This is a messenger RNA of Mauremys reevesii (Reeves's turtle), 3121 nucleotides long. RefSeq names its product zinc finger protein 710 (gene ZNF710). The transcript has 5 exons. Gene Ontology annotation, molecular function: DNA-binding transcription factor activity, RNA polymerase II-specific; RNA polymerase II cis-regulatory region sequence-specific DNA binding. Gene Ontology annotation, cellular component: nucleus. Lineage: Eukaryota; Metazoa; Chordata; Testudines; Geoemydidae. Gene Ontology annotation, biological process: regulation of transcription by RNA polymerase II. The coding region runs from base 163 to 2160 and encodes 665 amino acids. The record is from RefSeq and is a predicted model, not a curated record.